Molecule: messenger RNA, 497 nt
Organism: Entrophospora sp. SA101
Lineage: Eukaryota; Fungi; Glomeromycota; Glomeromycetes; Entrophosporales; Entrophosporaceae
Source: the annotation of a GenBank genome assembly
AUGGUUUAUCCUGAUGAUUCUAGUGCCACAGGGAUCCAAAAUAAAAUAAAAUUAUUAAAGAGUGAAAAUGAAAAGUUGACUAAGAAAAUUGAAUCAGCUACUUCGAAGAAGAGAACUCUGGCCAUCAAACUAAAAAAACAAGAACAAAAUAGAGAUCUUUAUAUUUCACGAAUGAGAUCAUUAGUUUCGAAAAGAAAAAAUGUAUCAGAAGGAAAGAUCCAAAAAAAUAUAACAAAAAAGAUUAAAGAGAAUAAACAUACCUAUACGCCUGAGUUUACUGCUCUAAUAUCCCAAAUUAGCAAUAGUACUUUAUCUCGAUGGAAUAAAGAAGUGGCAGAACUUGCAAUUAUUGAAAAUCUUCCAAAUUCCACUUCUACAUUUGUUUCAUAUGGAAUCCUAGCAGAUGAAAGCACAAGAGGAGAUAAAAAAAUCUUCUUAGUAUGUGUUGCACAUUGGAAUACAAUCAAAGAGGAACCUAUUGCAUCAGGAAAACUAAU